This is a messenger RNA of Closterium sp. Naga37s-1, 4707 nucleotides long. The record is from the annotation of a GenBank genome assembly. NCBI's taxonomy places the organism in Eukaryota, Viridiplantae, Streptophyta, Zygnematophyceae, Desmidiales, Closteriaceae.
AUGUCCGCCAUGUACCCCCGGCGCAAGCCGCUAGGCGCGGGAGUGCGCUUCGACGACGAUCGCGACGUCCCCUCGCCGAGAGCCGACGGAAGCAACAGCUUACCGAGGGCGAGCGCCGCCGUCGACGCGCAGCCCGACGACGGGGGGGCGUUGACGGGCGGGCCGAAGCAGCCGGGGGAGGAAGGCGGAGUGCAAGGCGAGGGCGGUGUGGGGAAGGUGGGGUCGGGGCGGAGCAAGUGGCAGAUGGUGCGGCGGUCGCUGAAAGACAUCAAGGAAGUGGAGCGCGAACUCAAGGACAUGGCGGACACCGCGCGCGCAGGGGCGGCGGCGGACGACGAGGGCGCGAGUGAGGGCGCGGACGACGACGACCUGGAGCGGCUCGCCAAGGACCUCGAAGCGCUGCGCGCCGAGCGCAAGGCGCGGCAGCAGCAGCAGAAGCAGCAGCGCGCGACGAACCUGAUAGGCAACGCGGGCGGACCGCCGCAGUCGGCGGUGCACGUGGACAUGCCGGGCGGCGUGCGGCAGCGCAAGAUGGUGCGGCAGAGUGUGAUCAUGUGCAUGGACCCCAUGUGCAACCGCUGCCCGCCCGAGAUGCACCUCCACAUGCGCAAAAUGAUGGCCGCCGCCGCGCCCGGCGCCAGCGCGGCCGUGACGACGGUGGCGAAGGACUACUCGGGCGAUGGACUGGAUGCUGGACGACGACGGGGACGAGGAUGGCGACGGCGAGGAGGAGCUGCUCGUCACACUGCGCUGCUGCGGCCUCCGAUUCACCUACCCCCCGGCGCUGCCUACUCGCAGCGAGGCAUUGCCACUGUCGGUGUCCGUGCUGCAUUGCCAUUGCCACCACCUUCCCAUCCCUCCCCACCCCUCCCCCUCACAUCCCUCCCAUCGGUCCCAUCCCUCCCCACCCCUCUGCGCCCCUGGCAGCGGCGGCGGCGCUUCCUGCUGCGGCGGUUCUUGGCGGAGCUGUGGCCGCCGCCGCUGCUGCACCCGCACAGCUACUACGUGAAGCUGUGGGUGAAGCUGCAGUUCGGCAUGAUGCUCGCCGCCUUCCUGCUCGACCCCUUCUUCCUCCUCGUCCUCUCCGUCUCCCAGGUACCCGCCCCUCCCUCACCCGGGUACGUGCCCCUCCAUCAGUCAGUCCCCCAUGCCGCACCCCUCUCCCUGCCACUGCAUCACCUCUCCCUUCAGCCCCCAUUCCCCUACCCACUUUCCUCCCCACUUUACUCCCCACUUUCCUCCCCACUUUCCUCCCCACUUUCCCUCCCCACUUUCCUCCCCACUUUCCUCCCCGCUUUCCUCCCCGCUUUCCCUCUCCACUUUCCACUUUCCUCCCCACUUUCCUCCCCACUUUCCUUCUCCACUUUCCACUUUCCUCCCCACUUUCCUCCCCACUUUCCCUCCCCACUUUCCCUCUCCACUUUCCUUCCAUCGCUGCUCUAUCCCAACGAACCCCCUCGUAUCCCCUCCUCCUCACCCCUCUCGCCCGUUCACAACACCUCCCCCCUUCCCCCCGGGUGUGCAUCAGACUCGCAUGAUGUUCAACGCCACGCACGACCAUGUCAAGGAUGGCAACAUAAAGAACUCGAGUGGCGAGAAGGUGAAGCUGGGCGACCUGGUGGUGGACGGCCGCGCCAUCCUCAUCAACUACCUCCGAACGCUCUUCCUUGCCGACCUCCUCGCCCUCAUCCCCCUCCCCCAGGUCCGCCCCUCCCCACCUCCGUUCCGUCCCUCGCCAACUUCGCCCAUCCAUGGGUCCCUCUUUCCCCAGGGCCGCACCUCCCACAAGUCUCACCUCCUUGUGCCGCUCGCUCUGCCCUCGCUCACAUCGUUCCGCUCCCUGCUCUCCUCGCCAUCCCUCCUUCCAUGCCCUCCUCGCCAUCCCUCCUUCCCUAUGCACCCUGCCCCUCCCCUCCUUUGCGCUCCGCUGCUCCUGCCUCACUCCACCAAGCUGUCCCUCUCCUCCCCUCCCAGAUAAUAACAGUGGCGGUGCUGCCGCUCUCGCCCGACAUCAACGUGUCGCAGACGUGGCAGGUGGCGGUGCGCAUCAGCGUGCUGCUGCAGUUUGUGCCGCGCCUCGCGCGCAUGUACCCCAUGCUGUCAGGCCAGGGCAGCCACUCCGUGCUCUUUGAGACCGCCUGGGCCUCCUUCCUGCUCAACCUGGUUGCCUUCUUCAUGGGCUCCAACGUGGUCGGCACGCUCUGGUACCUCCUCACCAUGCAGCGCACCGCCACCUGCCUCGUCAACUCCUGUCUGCCCGACUCCUCGCCGCCCUGCUACCAGUCCUUCCUCAGCUGCCCGGGGGACGGUACACAGGGGUACAGCGAGUGGCGGGCGAACAGUACGAGCAUGUACGACCAGUGUCUGAGCAGCAGCGGCAUCAGCAGCGACUUCUACGGCAUGUACACCACGGGUGUGCGCGUCGUGCAGCUCGGCUCCUUCUUCUCCACCUGGCUCUACUCCCUCAUGUGGGGCUUCCAGCAAAUCAGUACACUAGCAGGCAAUCUGGUGCCGACCACGGAGGUGGGCGAGGUGGUCUUCAUGCUGCUCAUCGUCGCGCUCGGGCUCUUCCUCAUCGGCAACAUGCAGAACUUCCUGCAGUCCCUCAGCCGCAGGUCAGUCAGUCCCUCAGCCGCAGGUCAGUCCCUCACCGCAGGUCAGUCCCUCAGCCGCAGUCAGUUCCCUCAGCCGCAGGUCAGUCCCUCAGGGCCGCAGGUCAGUCCCUCAGCCGCAGGUCAGUCCUCAGCCGCAGGUCAGUCCCUCAGCCCGCAGGUCAGUCCCUCGCCGCAGGUCAGUCCCUCAGCCGCAGGUCAGUCCCUCAGCCGCAGGUCAGUCCCUCAGCCGCAGGUCAGUCCCUCAGCCGCAGGUCAGUCCCUCAGGCCGCAGGUCAGUCCCUCAGGCCGCAGUCAUCCGCAGCGCAGGUCAGUCCCUCAGCCGCAGGUCAGGUCCCUCAGCCGCAGGUCAGUCCCUCAGCCGCAGGUCAGUCCCUCAGCCGCAGGUCAGUCCUCAGACCGCGCAGUCAGUCCCUCAGCCGCAGGUCAGUCCCUCAGCCGCAGGUCAGUCCCUCAGCCGCAGGUCAGGUCCCUCAGCCGCAGGUCAGUCCCUCAGCCGCAGGUCAGUCCCUCAGCCGCAGGUCAGUCCCUCAGAGCCGCAGGUCAGUUCCCUCAGCCGCAGUUCAGUCCCUCAGCCGCAGUGUCAGUCCUCAGACCGCAGGUCAGUCCCUCAGUGCCGCAGGUCAGUGGCCCUCAGCCGCAGGUCAGUCCCUCAUGCCGCAGGGCAGUCCCUCAGCACGCAGGUCAGUCCCUCAGCCGCAGGUCAGUCCCUCAGCCGCAGGUCAGUCCCUCAGCCGCAGGUCAGUCCCUCAGCCGCAGGUCAGUCCCUCAGCCGCAGGUCAGUCCCUCAGCCGCAGGUCAGUCCCUCAGCCGCAGGUCAGUCCCUCAGCCGCAGGUCAGUCCCUCAGCCGCAGGUCAGUCCCCUCAGCCGCAGGUCAGUCCCUCAGCCGCAGUCAGUCCCUCAGCCGCAGGUCAGUCCCUCAGCCGCAGGUCAGUCCCUCAGCCGCAGGUCAGUCCCUCAGCCGCAGGUCAGUCCCCUCAGCCGCAGGUCAGUCCCUCAGCCGCAGGUCAGUCCCUCAGCCGCAGGUCAGGCCCCUCAGCCGCAGGUCAGUCCCUCAGCCGCAGGUCUCGUCCCUCAGCCGCAGGUCAGUCCCUCAGCCGCAGGUCAGUCCCUCAGCCGCAGGUCAGUCCCUCAGCCGCAGGUCAGUCCCUCAGCCGCAGCGUCAGUCCCUCAGCCGCAGGUCAGUCCCCUCAGGCCGCAGGUCAGGUCCCUCAGCCGCAGGUCAGUCCCUCAGCCGCAGGUCAUUCCCCUCAGCGCAGGCAAGGUCCAGUCCCUCAGCCGCAGGAUCAGUCCUCAGCAGCAGGUCCAGUCCCUCAGCCGCAGGUCAGUCCCUCAGCCGCAGGUCAGUCCCUCAGCCGCAGGUCAGUCCCUCAGCCGCAGGUCAGUCCCUCAGCCGCAGGUCAGUCCCUCAGCGCAGGUCAGUCCCUCGCCGCAGGUCAGUCCCUCAGGCCGCAGGUCAGUCCCUCAGCCGCAGGUCAGUCCCUCAGCCGCAGGUCAGUCCCUCAGCCGCAGGUCAGUCCCUCCAGCCGCAGUCCCUCAGCCGCAGGUCAGUCCCUCAGCCGCAGGUCAGGCCCUCAGCCGCAGUCAGUCCCUCAGCCGCAGGUCAGUCCCUCAGCCGCAGGUCAGUCCCUCAGCCGCAGGUCAGUCCCUCAGCCGCAGGUCAGUCCCUCAGCCGCAGGUCAGUCCCUCAGCCGCAGGUCAGUCCCUCAGCCGCAGGUCAGUCCCUCAGCCGCAGGUCAGUCCCUCAGCGCAGGUCAGUCCCUCAGCCGCAGGUCAGUCCCUCAGCCGCAGGUCAGUCCCUCAGCCGCAGGUCAGUCCCCUCAGCCGCAGGUCAGUCCCUCAGCCGCAGGUCAGUCCCUCAGCCCGCAGUCAGUCCCUCAGCCGCAGGUCAGUCCCUCAGCCCGCAGGUCAGUCCCUCAGCCGCAGGUCAGUCCCUCAGCCGCAGGUCAGUCCCUCAGCCGCAGGUCAGUCCCUCAGCCGCAGGUCAGUCCCUCAGCCGCAGGUCAGUCCCUCAGCCGCAGGUCAGUCCCUCAGGCCGCAGGUCAGUCCCUCAGCCGCAGGUCUCUCCACAGCGCCCUCAUGGCCGCAGGUUAG